This is a messenger RNA of Mesitornis unicolor (brown roatelo), 1199 nucleotides long. It is a transcript of the gene ANKRD55, whose product is annotated as ankyrin repeat domain 55. The transcript is spliced from 5 exons. The record is from RefSeq and is a predicted model, not a curated record. Gene Ontology annotation, molecular function: protein binding. The annotation marks the transcript as partial. NCBI's taxonomy places the organism in Eukaryota, Metazoa, Chordata, Aves, Mesitornithiformes, Mesitornithidae.
GCUUCUGAACGUGCUUCUGCAGCAGUCAAAUCUUAGUGAAAUUAAUCAUCAGGACAAUGAGGGAAUGACUUCACUCCACUGGGCUGCUUUCCACAACAGGCCCCAGCACACUCAGACUCUGCUGCACAAGGGAGCAGACCUGACUCUGGUGGACAAGGACUUCAAAACAGCUCUGCACUGGGCAGUACAGAGUGGCAACAGGAUUCUGUGUUCCAUCAUUCUGGACCACUACCAGGGGCCAUCAAUAAUAAACUACGAUGAUGAGAAUGGCAAAACAUGUAUGCACAUUGCUGCUGCUGCAGGCUUCAGUGAUAUUAUCAGUGAGCUGGCUAAAGUCCCAGAGUGCAACCUGCAGGCCCUUGAUGUGGAUGACAGGACACCUUUGCACUGGGCUGCAGCAGCAGGGAAAGCUGACUGUGUGCAGACACUGCUAGAGCUGGGUACAGACAGCAGCCCACGAGACAUCAAUGAAAACACUCCUCUCACAUAUGCAGUGUACUGUGGGCACACAGCCUGCAUCAAGCUGUUGUCUCAGGAGAGCAGAUCUGAGCCAGCUCAUCAGUUUCCCUCCCAGAACAGAGUCCUAAAGAAAGACGGACGAUUCAGUAUGCUGAACCACAUCUUCUCUUGCAAAAAGAAGAAUGAUAAGAAAACCAGUCAGAAGGAGAGAAGCAGAGACCAGUACCCUAGAAAAGAGACCUCAGAAGUAGAUGAUAUCAUCACCACUUUUGAUUGCAUUAUGGACACAAACUGCAAAGACAUUCCAGUUGAGUGUGUGACAACCACUGACUUCAAAAGAAGGAGCACAGACACGAAAUACCUCAUAUCAGAAAAGAAGCAACAAGUGUGUCAGGGACUUGUGCCCAUCAGAACCCAGAGUCUUCCCCCAAUCACUAUGGGCAAUUCCUUCCUAACUGCUUCCCAAAGCACACCACCAAGCUUCCCCUCCAGCACCAGCACCCACCACUUUGCACACAAGUCUCAAAAGAGCAGAAGUGAACACAACUUGCUGGACCACAGAAGCAGCUGCCAGGCUUUGUUGGAUGAUCCCUGGAACAUGGACUCUAACCAACUACUCUCCUAUAAAGUCUGUACUAGGACUCCUUCAGACAAACUGAUAAAUGGAUUAAACUCUGAUAGAUCUCACCAUGUGCUUUUGUGCCCUCCCUGCCUUCCCUCACUUCCCAGUUCUCCAUCAG